GCAGACAACGGAGAUUUACGAAAAGGUUGGGAGAGAGUGUGACACUCAGUAGAUACUAGAUAGCGUUUAAGGCGAUAAGCGAGCGGUUAGCAUUUCGAACGUCGAUGGACGAAGAGACCGCUGUUUUCAGUCGUGUGGGGAGUUCCGCAUCCAAGUUGGAACCAAGUUCAGCAGUACACACGUGCUGUGCCAUUGGUGCUGUGAUUGACACUGAUUGUACAAUACCCUUCAGGGGUGGGCGAGUGCAGUUGAUUCAACGGUGCUGUGAUUGACACUUAUUGUACAACAGCCUCGAGGGGUGGUCGAGUGCAGUUGAUUGAGAGUAGCUUCCGUGUUUCGUGUUUUUGUCUUUUUUUAAACUCCAACAGUGAUUCGGGAGUUGGCUGUAUUGCGCGAUGGCGGGAAGCGACGACAGAAGCGGAGAAGGAGCUGGAGCUGGCGAUGCCGCUCGAGGAGAUGCUGGUGUGGCUGGGGCCGGCAGCGUGGGAGGUGCGGUCAUGCCUGAGGGCAGUUUUGGCGUAUCGCCGUUUCCAGUGGCUGGGGGAUUUGGAAUAGAUCCCCUUCUUGGAACUGUAGUUGGACCAGACCAAGCUGUUGUGGACCAAGGUCUGGCAGGUGCAGGCGAUGUUGUUUCAGCACCGGAGUCGCAGCAGGUUUAUACCAGCUACGUCGUGGAGGGCCCUGUUCCUGGAACAGUGGAUAUCGUUGAAGUGACUACAACGACCACCGACCUCAGUGGUGGGGGUAACCUGGGCGGAGGUCAGGCGGCCGACCUGGGCGUUCCCCUGGUCACGACGGUGCAGGCGACGAUUUCGACAAUACCGGUGGAAGAAGAUCUGGUAGGAGAUGAGGAACGAAAGCUCGCUGAGGGGUUAAGGACGGAAGACACACAGAUGGAAGAAGGAGCGGAGCAGAAGGGCGGGACAGAUGAAGCUCAAGGUCCCAUCGUAGUUGAAGUACCAGUCCAAGUGCCAGAUGAAGGUCAAGGUCCCGAAGAAGUACAAAUAUCAGUCGAAGAAAAAGAUAUGGAUGUCAGCGAGGCCUCUGGAGAGGCAUUGAAGGAAGAUGAGGGCAUGAAGAUGAAAACAGAUGUCAAGGAGGAAGUGGAAAACCGCCAGGGCCAACCGAACAUUUAGGGAAAGGAUUCUGCAAGAGAUUACCGAAUAUUUAGGGAAAGGAUUCUGCAAGAGAUUGGUACGUGGUAGCGACGUGAAUCAGGAUGACCGCUAGGGUGAGAGUACAGUGGAGACAAGAUCGUCCCCUGGUCUCGAUCGCGGGUAGGUGGUGGACUUGGAAGCAUUCUCUCUUGCUGUGUGUUGUAAUGAGCGAUGCAAUGACGAAGCUAGGAUAGGGUGUGUUUGUGUUGACGACAACCAACCUGGUAGCGUGUGUUCCACUCAUGUGAACGACGGGCAUCUGACUGUUUUGUAAUGAGCGAUGACGACCAGCUGCGUUGUAGUUAAUGAUGCAUGCGACAAACCUAAGGUCUGGUAGCAUGUGUGUAGUCCGCUCAUGUGAGCGAGGGAGAUCAGCCACUUCGUUAUGAUAUCACAGGAUCAUCACCCGUGGUCUCUUUUGCAAAGGAACGACGACGUCUUUGUGUUCAGUACAAUCUGGUAGCGUCUGUGUAUUCCGCUCGUAUGAACGAGAGCGACCAGCCAUUUCGUCGUGAUAUCCGAGGAUCAUCACCUGGUCUCUUUUGCGAGAAAGAGGGGUUUGUGAGACUGUCUUUCUUUUAAACUGUCAACUGGCAAGGGGAAAGAUCACGAGCUGCUGCGGGAAAAUGGCACAGGCUUGCAUGUAUAUAACUUCGGCGCUGAUAUGUUCGUAAGUCCAUGCUAAACACGGUGCGCACGUGCGGGAGAAGGACACGCGUGACGCGUCAACAUCGGAGAUAUAUCGGUUGACGGUCUGCCGGCCAUUCGGACCCUGGGAGAUGCUCGCCAGCAACGGAGUUGUCGUUGAGGGUUUCGUUUUCUGAAUUUCCAUGCGAAGGAAUCAGGACGGUCGGAUCCGUUACUACCAGGAUGGCCGGAUCCGGUACUAUCGUAAUGGUUUGACUCCGCGGAUGUUGACGUUGGGACUCCCUGGAAACUGACGUUGACUCCCUGGAUGUUGACGGUGACUCGCUGGAACUUGACUGUUGCUGAAGUUGAGUGCAAGGUGAGGUUUGUUUGCUAGAUAUAGUGGUGGUACUUCGCCUUUUGGAAAGAUGUCCUUGAGGAUGCGGAUGCUCGCGGAUGGAACAUCUAUAUGACUUGUAGUACAGUUGCCUUGAAGUGACAUCGUUGUCGCUGUCAUAUGGCAGCUGCACGAGUUUACCAACACAUAUAAAUCUCAAGUGUGAUGUGUUCAUUCCUGGCCGUUCUUCCAUUGGCUUGAUGAAUUUGUACGUGAGUGGUUCAAGGAACGACGUAUACUUUUGGAAGCAUAUUAGGUAAGAAUGAUUGCAUUGAUUGGUAUCAAGAAAAUGUAAAGUAGGUAAAGAAUGAUUCCGUUCCAUUGAUUGGUAUCAAGGAAAUGUUUAGUAUUCAUCUGAGAUUGCUGUCUGGCGUAGAAAGGUAUUUUCGUGAUGGACGGACGGAUGGACAAGGAGUUGGACGGUGGUAAAACUGCUUACUACCCAGAAAUUGUUAUGAACUCAAGAGCCUAGCUCAGUCAGUCGGUGCACUCAUGAACUGUUGAAAAUAUAGACCCGUGUUCGAAUCCAGAUGAUGGAACUUGAUGAGUACACUUGUAAAAAUCAACUAUUUCUGAAUUGCAUCGGGCUCGUCAGCUUAAUGAUGAUAUCUCAAGGCCGUCGCCGUUAAAAAAAAAAAAAAAAAAAAAAAAAAAAAAAACUUGUAGUAAGGACGGGGUAUUUUCGCGAGUAGGAUGAGGCACAACGGAUAAGGAUUUGUAUGGGAGUUAGGCUCCACCUCCAGGUAUGAUGGGCUCGCGGAGUUGGGUUUGGGGAGGUAGUAUGUAUCAUAACCGCGGGCUUGUGAGAUAGAGAACCUCUGAUAGAGCCUUUUUACGACGUGAGUUCGUUUCGGGAAAGAAGAGACGUCAGCUCGUUCCGGGAUAACGUUUUGGCCUCUCUUGCGGAUCUUCAGGGCGAAG
Messenger RNA from Chara braunii, 3102 nucleotides. NCBI's taxonomy places the organism in Eukaryota, Viridiplantae, Streptophyta, Charophyceae, Charales, Characeae. The record is from the annotation of a GenBank genome assembly.